Molecule: messenger RNA, 3600 nt
Organism: Colletotrichum lupini
Lineage: Eukaryota; Fungi; Ascomycota; Sordariomycetes; Glomerellales; Glomerellaceae
Product: fungal specific transcription factor
Exons: 12
Coding region: 1-3600 (1199 amino acids)
Biological process (GO): regulation of DNA-templated transcription
Molecular function (GO): zinc ion binding; DNA-binding transcription factor activity, RNA polymerase II-specific
Source: RefSeq, a predicted model, not a curated record
AUGAAAAAGAAAACGCAGCAGGCGCAAAGUGGUGCUGCGGUAAUAGAAUCUGGUGAUGUCGGAUGCGAAAAGGGAAAAGGGAAAACGCAAUUGUCGAUUGUAAACAAACAGCCCACACCGCCCGCCCCCACCCGCCACAAGGCUGCGGAGACACGUCAAGUCGCGACUGUGGCUGCCGUCGCAUUUCAUCCCGCCAACUCAAAAAAAGACGACCAAAACACUCCGCCUAAACUGACAGCAAGCUUGUGGUCUCCAGUAUCCUACAGAGGCAUCGCUGAUCCACCACACCUCAAGAUGUUCGACUACACCAACUUCGAUCACGUCUUUGGGGCGGAGCAGUUCCCUUACGAUCGCAAGUCCGUUCAGGAAAUCGACACCUACCGCAAGAGCCUCGAUGGCGCCCUCUUCAUCGACCGGGUCCUGAAAGCCUUGGGUCUCACCAAGUCCAAGAUAUAUCCUCCCAAAACCGAGAAUGCUCUGCGCACACUACACCAGCAAUUAUGCGAAGCCACCAUGUCAGCGCACCACCGACUCUCGAUCUUCUACUACAUCCUGCUCGACUUUGACACGAGCCAGACUAGAUCCCAGGCAUCGUCAAAGUUCGCCGUCACGUCCGGUGUUCCCAAAAACUAUCAGAUCUUCAUGAAGGGUCUUUGGCUUCUGGAUCAUCAACAAUUCGAGAAAGCACUCGAGUAUAUUGCGCACCCUUCCCUAACUACCGACUUUGCCGAUGAGAUCAUGACAGCGCUUGUGCGCAAUGCCCCCGACGGCGACUACACCCUGCCUCUCUCAUACUUCCACACUGUCCAGCCAAUUCUCAAGACAUCCGAGGCUCUCGAGCUUCUCUUCGACGCCAUGUCAAGAACUAGCGUCACUGAAGCCCUCUACUUUUCCAGAACCCACGCCGAUGCUGUCAGGGCACAGCUGUUCCGCCAGCUUGUCUCCAACGUGAUUGGCGCUCCUGCGAACGAAGAGACAGCCGCAAGGUCAACUGAGCUUAUUGGGUUGCCCUUUGAUGCGGCAGAGGAGGCCUGGUUCGAGGACUUCCUUUCUCGCGAAGACGGAAAGAAGCUGAAGAGAGCGCGAGACACACUCCUCGUGAGAAAGCUGGUGACGGGUAGGCUAAGUGAAGCUGUGCAGGAUAAGAAUCAUGGAGGUGGCUGGGGAGUGGUACUGGAAGGUGUUAAGAGCGGCCUAGGAGGCCGAGCAGAGACUGGUCUUCAUAAAGUUCACACUUCAAAACCUAAUGACUUGACAAAGCGAGUUACUCCCGCGUCGGCGUCCUGCCAUGCAUUUGUUGAAUUGCGACUGUUCACCUCGGUGACGCCAAGUCACACCUUGCAGGUCACCCCCCGGCCGCCCGCACCGCCCGCCCACACCAUGGAGUCCAGUCACUUUAGCUGCGUCAACCGCUUCCGCCGCCUUACGCCAAAUCACCCGUCCUUCACCGUCUCUCAUCUCGCGCGUUACAACUCACUUUUCAUUCCCCCCUCUCACCAUUGCGUCGGGACGAUGAGCAACCCCGCUAAAGGCGUCAAAUUUGUCGGCUCCGACUCUUCGGGGCUUCCCUUGAAGCGGAAGCAGGUUCUGCAGGCCUGCGAAUCAUGUCGCAGAAAGAAGAAACGCUGCAUCCACGGGGAACCUCCGCCGUUGGAGCCCGCCCAUGACGGGUGUGCGGGUUCUUCGCCGCCGGACAAUGCUGGACAACAUGUCAUCGCCGGAACUGGUUCGCCAAGCAAACAUCGUUACUCGGCGUCCGUGACCGCUGAUGCCGUGCUGUCCACGACCCCUGUUCGCCGUGAAUCUGCCACGGCGGGCCAUUCAGAGCCAGCGCAGACUCCACAGACGCGCUUCGUUGGCGAUCUUAACCCGGAGGGCAUGUUCGCCGAGGCCGCCGACUCAGAUCCGGCCGCUAAUCCUACACAGAAGGCCGAGGUGGGUGUCUGGCUUCCGUCACUCAAUGCCGCUUCGGCACAGUCGACCACCUCCGUUGUUUCGCGUCCGUCGGCCAUUAUCGACAAGGUCUUGCUGCCUUAUGUCAAGCAGAAUUGUCUCACCUGUGUUCCACCGGAGAAGGAUUAUAAACAUCUCCACAAGGUGUACCGAGACAAAAUCCAUCCUAUUUUCGGCCUUGUCCCAGACGAGGCUUUGGAUGAUGGCGAUUCCCCAGCAGCUAUUGUCAUGCGACAAGUGGUAUGCCUCGCCGCUGCCACUGACCCUGACAUGAAAAGCCAUCUGCGCCUCGCUACGCAAGGGAACAAGAGGCUCUCGUACCAAGACUUCUCCCAGACGUUGUCUAGCUCUAUACGGGCCAUCCUGGAUACGAGCUUGAUCUCGGACCGGACGAUACACAUACGUGCCUUGUGCAUGCUAUCACUGUAUGCCCAGCCUUCAGGUGCUGAUGAAGCAGAUUUGCCUGCUCAACUUGGCGCCAGGGCCGCGCACCAUUCGCAGACCCUUGGGCUGCACCUCUUUCACUCCAGCAACGACUCUCUUGAUACCCUUUUUUGCGCUGUUUGGGCACUAGAUCGUAUCAACGCGGCGACCUACGGAAGACCUUGCGUCCUGCACGAGGGUGACAUCGGUCCCGGGCUAGACGACUGUUUCCGCAGACAAGCGCCCUGCUUCCAACUUUUCCUAUCGGUCGUGCAGUGGCUGGAUAAGGUGAUUGAGCUCUAUCGUCCGGGUGUUAUUGCUCAGUCGCUGGAAGCAAAGCCCUUUAUCGAUCUACCAGUCCUCGAGCCUAUGAUCCUCGAAGCCAAUGCGUUGCAGGUUCCCACGCCGCUUCUUGCCACAAUAGAGGUCUUCUACCACGCCGUAAUCAUCCUCUCAUGCCGCUUAUCCAGACCAGGACCCCCAGCACAAUACGCAUCAUCAGUACCACCGCCCUCAGCAAACGCACGACGCUCUCUCGCAGCCGAGCGAAUAUCCUCCGCCAUCCGCCGCGAUCACCUCAGCCCGGUCCCUCUCGUCCCAUAUGCCCUCUCUCUAGCCCUCAGCGUCGAGUACCGCAAAAUGCGACACAGUGCCCUCCCCAUGUUCCGCGCCCGCGCCCGCAGCGCAUUCAAGUCCAACUCGGAGCUCAUGAAGCGGUUCGGCGACGUCUUCUGGAGCGCACGGGUCGUCGCGGGACUGGGCGAGCGAAUCCUGCGAGAGAUGGAGCGGGCUGCAAACUCCAUUGCCCAAGAAGGGGGUGCGGCUUUGCCAUCGGCUGCUGCUGUUGUUGACGUACCUGUGAAUGGUAAAAUCGACGAGCCUUUGGUGGUUGACGGGGCACCGGCCGAGCCGCCGUCGGCUCCCUUGGCUCCUGCGUCAACCGCCGAGCUCCCGGCGCUGGAAGCGAUUGACUUUUCGAUUGUCGAUGCGAUGCCGCAUCUAGAUGUCUUUGGCCACUUCGAUCCGAGCUUCAACCUAUCGGCAGUCGAUAACGCUUUGGAGGCUAACCUCGAUAUAGGGCUGCCCCUCAACUGGGGUGAGAUUCCCCACGCCUCAGAUGCAUUGAUGGCACAACGUUUGGCUGAGAUAUCCAGGCUAUCGCCAGACCAUCAGUCACGGCAUGUUGUGGUGAUUACCUACCCAAUGACAUCUUAUACCCAUUAA